UGGGGUUUAAUCUACCAAUAAAAACCCACCAUCUCCCCAUUAACCAGAUAAUGUUCAACUCUCUGUCCCUUUUCCCUCUCUCUUUCUUCCCACCUUCUCUCAUGACAGUCUCAAUACAAAGAACCUUCUUCUUCUUCUUCUCUUAUUGACUCGUCGCCACCACAGAGACUCUGUUCUGGAUCCUCUGGUGCAAAGGCCUUUAAGAGCUAAGAAUUUGUUAAUUUGAAUUGGUGUACAGUGCUAAGGGGUUAGUUUGAAAUCCAACUAGCUACUUCCAUCUUCAGAAGCUCACAGGUUUGAUCCUUAUAUUUUCCUCGGAAAAUGAUGAUGAUGUUUGAGGAGAUGGGGUUUUGUAAUGAUUUGGACACGAUGUCUACUGUCCUCGGGGAAGAGGAUAUGACCGCCCGGCAAACUGAUCCAGAGGCGAUAGUUGAUGAUGAUUUCAGUGAUGAAGAAAUUGGGGUAGAUGAGCUUGAAAGGAGGAUGUGGAAGGACAAAAUGCGUCUCAAGCGAAUGAAGGAGCAGAGUAAAUCUAAGGAAGGAAUUGAUGCAGUGAAGCAAAGACAGUCUCAAGAACAGGCAAGGAGGAAAAAGAUGUCCAGGGCUCAAGAUGGAAUCUUGAAGUACAUGCUGAAGAUGAUGGAGGUUUGUAAGGCCCAAGGAUUUGUUUAUGGGAUAAUCCCCGAGAAGGGGAAACCAGUGACUGGAGCAUCUGAUAAUCUUCGUGAAUGGUGGAAAGAUAAAGUCAGAUUCGAUCGAAAUGGUCCAGCUGCCAUAGCCAAAUACCAAGCUGAUCAUGCUAUCCCUGGAAGGAAUGAUGGAUGCAAUUCAAUUGGUCCAACUCCACAUACCUUGCAGGAGCUGCAGGACACAACAUUGGGUUCUCUCUUGUCAGCACUCAUGCAACACUGUGAUCCUCCUCAGAGGAGGUUUCCAUUGGAGAAGGGUAUUCCUCCACCGUGGUGGCCAACAGGAAAUGAAGAGUGGUGGCCCCAGAUUGGUUUGCCUAAAGAUCACAGUCCCCCUCCUUACAAGAAGCCCCAUGACCUGAAGAAGGCAUGGAAAGUUGGCGUUUUGACUGCAGUUAUAAAGCAUAUGUCCCCAGAUAUUGCCAAAAUUCGGAAGCUUGUGAGGCAGUCGAAGUGCCUCCAGGAUAAGAUGACGGCAAAGGAAAGUGCAACCUGGCUGGCAAUCAUCAAUCAGGAGGAGGCCUUGGCAAGAGAGCUUUAUCCUGAUUAUAUUCCCCCAUUAUCCUCAGGUGGAGGUAGUGGAUCUUUGGUGGUUAAUGAUGGCAAUGAGUAUGAUGUUGAAGGGGGUGAAGAUGAGCCUAACUUUGAUGUGGAAGACAGGAAACAUGAGAAUGGUCACACACCCAAUCUGGGGAUGGAGAGAAUGGGGGGAACUCUGGCAGUUCAGCAGCCUCCUUUUUCAAUCAAGGGAGAGGCUGUUACAAAUUUGGAUUUCAUAAGGAAGAGGAAGGUUUCAAAUGAGUUUAACGUGAUGGAUAUGAAGAUUUACACAUGUGAACAGCCUCAGUGCCCUUAUAGUCAAGUUCGCCUUGGUUUUCCCGACAGAAUUUCUAGGGACAAUCAUCAGUUGAUUUGUGCAUAUAGAGGUCCUUCAGAUUUUGGGGGUCCAAAUUUUCAUGUUAAUGAGGUAAAGCCAGUGAUAUACCCCCAGUCCUUUGUUCCACCCAAGUCUACUGCUCAGUCUGCUAACAUGGUCCCUCCUGUAAUUGAUCUCACUGGACUUGAAGUUUCAGAAGAUGGUCAGAAAAUGAUCAGUGACCUUAUGACUAACUAUGAAACAAAUGUUCAAGGCAACAAGAACAUAAGUUCAUGUAAUCGCAUGGCUGCAGAGAAUCCCUGUCUUCGCCAGCAUGGCAUGCAGCAGCAGCAGCAGCAGCAGCCACAGGACAACUUCAUUCGUGGGCAAGGAAUCACUAUGGAAGGAAACAUCUUUGAUGAGCCCAACAUGUCCAAUAAUCAUCACAUAUUUGCUAGAGAAGAAGGCCAAUAUGAGCGGUUCAAAGCUUUGAAUAAUGCUCCCUUCGAGACCAAUCAAAACAACCAUAACUUCAAUUCAAUGUUUGGUUCCUUUUGUGAUUUGGCAUCAUUUGAUUUCAAGGAGGACAUGCAAGGAGUAGGGAUGGAUGCUCUUCAGAAACAGCCAGAUUUUUCCAUAUGGUAUCAGUGAAGAUGACAAAGCUCAUUGUCCACAUCACAAACACUUACUUUCAUGUGAAGUUCCUUCAUCCAAAAGUCUUACCCAAUUUUCUUCACAUGUAAUUCUCUAUGUCUAGAACUAGAUAUUCUAUGCUUAUCCUCUACAGGUCUAGUAUUUGUUACAAUAAACAACUUGCAUGUUCCCACUAAGUGUGUUCUUUUAUCAAUCUAGCCUCUGUGUUACUUAAAAUCACUAUUCUCUGUAAGACUGUGAUAUAAAUAAGAUUUAAAGUUUCUUCCAAA
Vigna unguiculata (cowpea) is the source of this 2468-nucleotide messenger RNA. Its product is annotated as ETHYLENE INSENSITIVE 3-like 1 protein pseudogene. The record is from RefSeq and is a predicted model, not a curated record. Lineage: Eukaryota; Viridiplantae; Streptophyta; Magnoliopsida; Fabales; Fabaceae.